AUGAUGACGAGUGGAAACUUGGCUUAUUUCACGAAAACUCGCAACCUUCGUCUGCACCACAAGAUUCACACGGUUCGUGAACUUCGUGCUGCAGUUUGUCGAACCCAACCUUCUACAGACAUAUCGAAUGGGGCGGUCGAUGAGGCUAGCGUUUGCACCUCUACGAGCGAUUCAGAAUCCGAACGUGUGCGGUGCGAAAUUUCUAGUUCUCGUCAGUACGUCGAUCGAGAAGAAUUUGGGGAGCACGGAGCGGCUUUUCUAUCCGGCAACUAUUAUCCUGUCGUCCAAGAGGUCACCGCCAGUUGCUCGUGCAACGAGCGUAAAGCCGUUGACGAGAAUCCAAGUAUGAGAGUUGUUGGUACUAUUCCUACUGAUUUUCCGCUAGGACAGUAUGCGUAUGUCGGACCAAAUCCAAAAUUCCCAGUGGAACACUACAAGCGUUGGGGUCAAGGUCCAGGACAACAGGAUUUCGGUCUAGGUGUUGGCUGGCAUCAUUGGUUCGAAGGUGACGGUAUGAUAUACGCCACAGACUUCUGUGCGGGUGAAAAAGUUAAAUACAGAAACCGCUUUAUUCGCACAACAAGCUGGGAGCGUGAAACCAAACACGGUGCGCGAAUUUUUAGGCCACUCAUGAACGCAGACGGUCCAACAUUUCUAGCAAACGCGUUGGCUAACUUUGUGCAGAGUGGGAAGUUCAUGAAGGAUAGCGCAAAUACAGCGUUAUUGCAUUUUGCCGGUCGCACUUAUGCUCUGCAAGAUACUUGCCCUCCUUGGGAGCUCGACGCAGAGACACUUGACACAGUCUCUGCUUCCACGUUUGACGGAAAAUUGCCAUGGUACGUCCCUUUCACAGCCCAUCCGAAAAUUCUACCAUGGACGGGGGAGCUAGUUUUUUUUGGUUUCAACCCCGUGUCACCACCGCAUUGUACGGUGGGCACGUUGACGCCGCAGGGCGAAGUUUCAAGCGUCAACCCGCUUUGGUCACUACCGUUUGUGGGGAGUAUUUUCAUGCACGAUUUCUGCGUAACAGAACAUUUCACGAUUAUUUUUGAAGGAAGCAUGGAUAUUAAGCCUAUUCGUCAAAUUCUCGGAAUUCAUCCACUACAGUAUAAUGAAGGCAAAAGAGCACGGUUUGGAGUACUGAACAGAGGAGCUCGCUCCAACAAUGUAUCUUGGUUCAACUGCAGCUGCGCGCAAAUGGUGUAUCACUUCAUAAACGCGUGGGAAGAUAAAAAUGCAAAAGGCGAACAACUGAUAGUAAUCGUCGGGGUACGUGAAGAUGGAUUUUUUCACGAGGCAAUGCGGCCAAAUGGGUCGAGCGCUUGGGUCCAACAGGCUGUGAGGAUUGGGGACAAGAUUCCGAGAGUGCACGAGUGGAAGAUCAAUCUCGUCACCGGCGAGGUAGCCGAGGAAUAUUUAUUUCACGUGCCGAUGGAGACGCCACGAAUCAACGACAAGUUUGUUGGAAUGCAAAAUCGGUACGCUUACGCAGGCAGAAUCUUGUUGUCUGAGCUUGAGACAUCGACGCAGUUGAAGUUUGAUGCUAUUGUCAAGAUAGACUUGCACGAGCGCAAGACGACAGUUUACGAGCACGGGCCGAAUCGCUACGGCAUGGAGGCGCAGUUCAUUGCUCGUCCAGGAAGCGAGGAGGAAGACGACGGCUGGUUAAUCAUGUACGUGCAUGACGAAAGUAACAUGUCGGCAGAUUAUCAGGGGUGUACACAGUGCGUGAUACUAGAUGCGCGAAACUUAGAGGCUGGGCCCGUAGCCUCCAUUUCGUUGCCAGAAAGAGUCCCUUACGGAGCGCACUGCAUGUGGAGAGCGGACAUGAUACGUCCUGGAGAGACCUUCAAAGGUGCUGCACACGACACAAAUGUCGUUGCAGUAGACGCCAAGAUCAAUCCGCAAAACCGACCAAAAUUGUUCGCAUUCACGGAUUCUCAAAAGGGAGAGUUAUUGGACGCGACUGCGCGCGGCAUUUCUAGACUGGCGCUAGGACUUUUUGUCCAUGGCUGGUCUCCUCGAAUAGCGUUCGAUGAUGUCAGUAGGUAUGCAUUCGUGCGGGGCGCUGGGUUGAGAUUGCAGGAGCUUAACGGGCUUGAAAAAGCAAGGGCGAGACAGUCAAAUGCCGAGAAGAUGAGCGAUGGGCUCUUGAUACCUACUUUAGAGCUGUACGAUAUCGAAGACGAUGGGUCGUGUCGUUUGGUGCGAGAAGUUCUCAACAUCUUGGAUGUUGCUUACGUGUGCAAGCCGUGUUCCCAGCACCUCUCAAAAUAUAGAUCCGAAUUAGAACUAUUACGAGGUGUUCCGACUGGUUCGGAGCAGAUCCCUUACCUUCGCGAUACUCGAGACGAAAGAGUCAAAAAGAUUGGUCCGGAUGCCAUUAUUCAAUACCUUUACAACGAGUAUCUAGAUGGCGAAAAGCCAUCGUUCCUUGUGUCGCUGGUAGGGUGGUUCUCAAAAGCUUCGGCAAGAACAAAUAAAACGUCGGGAUUCACUGGUUCGAGUACUGUGUUGGAGCAGCCAUUAGUUUUCUGGGCGUACGAAGCCUCGCCCUUUUGUGCUGUCGUCAGGAAAGCUCUUUACGAGCUCGGGCUUCCGCAUGUGGUACUUCCUUGCGCACGCGGCAGUAUUCGAAGAGACGCGUUGUAUAAGCGUGUAGGUGCGUUUCAAGUUCCUUUUCUCGAGGAUCCAAACACUGGCGUGUCUUUGUUUGAGAGUUCAGACAUAGUUGACUACCUAAAGAGGAUGUAUACAUCAUGA
Messenger RNA from Ostreococcus tauri, 2763 nucleotides. Its product is annotated as Thioredoxin-like fold. The transcript has a single exon. NCBI's taxonomy places the organism in Eukaryota, Viridiplantae, Chlorophyta, Mamiellophyceae, Mamiellales, Bathycoccaceae. Gene Ontology annotation, biological process: carotene catabolic process. Gene Ontology annotation, cellular component: chloroplast stroma. Gene Ontology annotation, molecular function: carotenoid dioxygenase activity. The coding region runs from base 1 to 2763 and encodes 920 amino acids. The record is from RefSeq and is a predicted model, not a curated record.